This is a messenger RNA of Amaranthus tricolor (Joseph's coat), 3442 nucleotides long. RefSeq names its product cysteine-rich receptor-like protein kinase 2. Lineage: Eukaryota; Viridiplantae; Streptophyta; Magnoliopsida; Caryophyllales; Amaranthaceae. Gene Ontology annotation, biological process: protein phosphorylation. The transcript has 8 exons. Gene Ontology annotation, molecular function: ATP binding; protein kinase activity. Bases 1352 to 3304 code for a protein of 650 amino acids. The record is from RefSeq and is a predicted model, not a curated record.
UGAAAAUUGGUUUUAUUGAAACAUAAAAAUAAUUUUCCUUCAAAUCCAACACAACCUGGGGCCCCUAAUAUUAUUAAAGAUGAGUGGUUGUAAAAUAUUUAAUGUUAUAGUUGGAACAACUAAUAAUAAAAUGUAUAAAUCCAUCUUGACUGUAAAUUAAAGGAAUCUUCACACCAUUUCAUACUACCUUUUCUAUCCAAAUAAGAAAAAAGGUUUUGAUGUUUAGCAAUUGUUAGCGGAAAAAGGCUAUAAAUGACAAAGAAAUAACUAAAAUCCAUACUAAAAGUCGAGGGAUGAAGCACAAAACACAAGUUAUGAUGGUUAUGAAAAACUUCGUUUUAUUAGCAGAAAACUCCUGGAAGCUUCAUAUAAAGUUGUAUGAUCUCAAGCUUCUACGAUGAUUAAAUAUGUUUUCAAAGCUCAAUAAAGGUUUUCAGUUUUCCAUCUAAAUUCACUUUCAUUUUAUUUUUAUUCACAUAUCAGCUACAUAAUAAACCAUUAACAAACAGACACAAAAAUUCCUUACCUAUUCUUUCUCCUCUAUAAUUUCUCACUACUUGUUUGUCUUUUUCAUUUUGCAGAAAACGAAUUCUAAGAGAUAACUUAUAAAUACUCAGCCCCUUUUAAUUAGUUACAACUUUUAUUUGCUUCUUUAUCCCUAUCAGGUAGUAGAGAUAAUAAUUUCCAUCAAAAAAAAGGAUGAAAUGGUUGGGUACCAAUACCAGUUUUGUUAGAUAAACCUUAUGAGGGGAAGAGGAUGAAACUGCAUAAAAUGAAACUUUAACCCUUAUCUUAAAGCUUGACUGAAUUCACUAGCAAAGAAAAAUACGUCAAAGAAGGAAGGACUUUGUGAAUCAUCGACUCACAUGUACAUGGAAGAAAUUUUUUGCGGUUCAUUAAUUCUGUAGAUGCUUGCAGAAGGCACAGGUUCACAGUAAUCAGAAAGGCAAGAGAAAAGAAAAUGAUUUCAAGCAAAAACGAUUUAAUAUGAAGAGGUUAUCUACUGGAGAAUGGUAGUUCCUCAGCAAGCUCAUGGCCAAUAGAAGAAAGGCACAGCUAUAGAAAUGAAGCAGAUUAGCCUAAUUGCCUAACUAUAAAGACCAAAAUGUGAAUAAAGUCAACAAUUCACAUAUAAGAACACUAAUACACUAUCAAUGCAUUCUUGUUUAAGAUAUGGACCAGAAAAUAGGAAAGAAAAGUCAACUUAAGGAUAUAUAAGACCAUGAUGUUACUUAGCAAAGGUCUAUUAUUGAUUUUAUUUAGUAAUGGUUAACCCUCUCAUGAAAAACUUUAUUCUUUUUCUUUAUGUCAACCUGCAGAUAGGAACAAAAGCGUACAAAAUUUAUCAAAUAUGAAGAAAAUCUCUUCUCUCAUCCCUUGCCCAGAAACUGUUUUACCUUUGGUGAUUGCUAUCAUCUGUCUGAAAAUGUCAAUGGGAGACCCAAGAUUACAUACAGUCAAAAUCAUCUGUGCGAAUCAAGUUCAGAAGAACUCACCUCCUUACUUCAGAAAUUUUGUGACAACAAUGGGGAACCUCAACAAUGAAGUCCGGAACUCUGGAUUUGGGGAAUCGGUCUCAGGCUCAACUCCCUACACCAAUUACGGCCUUGCACAAUGCUAUAGAGACCUCUCCUCUCUCGACUGUAUAUUGUGUUAUGCUCAAGCACGAAUUGCUCUUCCUCAGUGCUUUCCCUCAACAGGGGGUCGCAUAUACCUGGAUGGCUGCUAUGCAAGAAGUGAGAACUACAACUUCUAUGACGAAUACCUGGGACCAGAUGAUACCACUAUUUGUAGCAAUAAAACAACAAAUGAGCCAACAUUCCCUGAUGCAGCUAGGAGGGCAGUCGUGAGAGCAGUAGUAAAUGCACCAAAUAAUAAAGGUUAUGCAAGUGAACAGGUGUUAGUCAAAAGGGCAAAGAAUGAAUCAGCCUAUGUUCUGGCCAAUUGCUGGGGCAGCUUAAAUACCAGCUCUUGCCAAUUAUGCUUAAAAAAUGCUUCUUCUAAAAUAUUGGGAUGCUUACCUUCAUCAGAGGGGCGAGCAUUGAACACUGGAUGCUUCAUAAGGUAUUCAAACAUCAAUUUCCUGAACAAUAAACCAAAGAGUGGAACUUCGAAAGGUACAAUUAUAGUGAUAGUAGUCAGUGCUAUCAGCUCCAUCAUAGUUGUGGCAAUUGGAAUAGCUGCUGGACUCCAUUUCUGGAAGGUCAGAAGAAUAAAAAAGAAACGAAGAGGAUCAAGUGAUAAUGAAUCAGUACAAAUCCUUUUUGACAAAAGCUUGAUUUUCAAGUACUCAACACUUGAGAAGGCCACAGGUUCCUUCGCAGAAGCCAAUAAACUUGGACGAGGAGGAUUUGGAACAGUCUAUAAGGGAGUCCUGUCUGAUGGUAGAGAGGUUGCUGUCAAGAGACUCUUCUUCAAUAGUAAACAUAGAGCAGCGGAAUUCUAUAAUGAAAUCAACAUAAUCAGCGGCCUGCAGCACAAAAAUCUAGUUAGAUUGCUGGGCUGCAGCUGUACAGGACCUGAAAGUCUAAUCGUCUAUGAGUUACUGCCCAACAAGAGUCUUGAUCGUUUCAUUUUUGAUCCCCUGUUAGGUAAAGCAUUGAACUGGUGCAAAAGAUACAUUAUAAUGAUUGGCACAGCUGAAGGUUUGGCGUACCUUCAUGAAAAUACAAACACAAGAAUCAUCCACAGAGACAUAAAAGCAAGCAAUAUACUGUUGGAUUCAAAAUUUAAAGCAAAAAUUGCUGAUUUUGGUUUAGCCAGGACUUUUCAGGAAGAUAAAAGCCAUAUUAAUACAGCUAUAGCAGGCACACUGGGAUACAUGGCGCCAGAGUAUUUAGUACAUGGUCAGUUAACAGAGAAAGCCGAUGUAUACAGCUUUGGGGUGCUUUUGUUAGAGAUGGUCACAGGAAUACGAAUCAACAAGCCAACAUCUGACGACUACUCUGAAAGUUUAAUAGCAAGCGCAUGGAAGCAUUUCCAAAGGAGAAAUGUUGAAGAUAUUCUAGAUCCAAACUUAGCACCACCAGAAGAUUAUAGUGACAGUGAUAUCAAGAAAGAAGCCAUGAGAAUUGUGCAUAUAGGACUUCUGUGCACCCAAGAAGUACCUUCACUUCGGCCAUCAAUGCCAAUGGUACUACAAAUGCUGAAGAAAGAAGGGCAACUGCCUUCACCUUCUAGGCCACCUUUUAUUGAGGAAAGGAUUAUGGACAUCAAUGAUAUAUGUGAAAAUCCAACUUACCCUAUGAGAGGAGAACCUUAUUCUAUUUCUACUCUAUCCUAUAGCUCAUUCUAUGGAAGGUGAUACUAGUGAAGCAAAAAAAUGUAAUGGUAGGUUACAAAUGAGAAAAACAAUUCUCGCCGUAGUGAAGCAAGGUAAAUGAGCAAGAAGAGUAAAAGCAUAAUAUGAUUUUAUUGAUAACCAUACAAGUGACAAUUGAAC